UGUCCGGGAAGCCGGGCCGGGCGUACCCCGCUCCUCACUGGGGCUCUCAGCGGGAGGCGCCAUCACCCCAUCGUUCCCCACGCUUGGCUUAUGGCGCAAACCAGGCUUCGUAGGGUCAGCUGCCGUUUUUCUGCUCCGGGGGUGGGUUUCCCCCUGGCCAGGCUUCUGCAAGACCAAAGGGGCAAGUCCCAACCUUUGCAAGGGCCUGGGGCUGCCCGGUGUCCUGUCCUGGGCUGUUGAUGGCGGGGCCCUGGCUGUCAGGCUGUCUCUCGGAAACCGGAGGGCCUGCACUACGGCGGUGACCGAGGAGAGAGGGAGGUGGCUGUGUCUCUCGCUCCCGGGGACGCAUGCUGGGCUCUCAGGCCCCGCUGGUCCGCCGAGCACACCGGCACCAGCCCGCUGGGGGAGACGCACUUGCUGUUCAGAACCGAGUUAGUCCUGACGCUUGUGGUUUCCUCGAAGGGGGGUCACAGCCACAGAUGCAGGGGUCUAGCAGCAGGGCGCAGAUUGGGCACAGCACGGACACGGGUAUUGACAGCCACAAGGCAGGGUGGGUGCUGGUGAUACGAAAUUCAUCCACAUAGUGGGGUUCUGGCAGAAGCCACGCAGUGGGGCUGCUGCUGAAAGCAGGCCUGGCAACCCCCCCCCCCCACCAAGCUCUGCAUGGGAACCUGCAGCCCUACUGAGGGUGGGGGUCUGAGGGAGGGUUCUGGCCAUAACUGGGUGAUGCCGAGAGGGACCGGAGGCCCACGGCCUGUCUGCAGAGCUCCGGGAGUCUGGGCGGUCUGGUCUAGCGGAGAAGCCCAUCUGCGCCCGGCCCUUCCAGGUCCCUGAGACUUCCUGUCCAUGGACCCCAAUCCCCGCUUCCACAAGACCUCUCCCCCACCCAUUUGGGGGACUUCAGACGCUGUCUAUGCUGAUGCCUCCCGGUGUCCAGGCCCGUGGGGGGGGUGGGGGCUGAUGGCAGGAGGGGCAGCAAGCUCCGAGCUGACCCUGCUUUGCCCACCAUAGCCACCCCCCGUGGCGCCAUGCCCACGCGCUCCUGCGGGAGGGGCGCGCCCGUGGCUGCCCCCUGCCCUCCCACGCUGGAGCCCCCCCGACCCAGGGACCACCCGCGCGCAAGCCGAGGCUCCAAGAUGACAGAGGGCACGACGGGGCCCCGCCGGGAGCCUCCCCUCUCCCAGCACAGCCCUGGCACACGCGCAGCGCGACCUCGGGCCCCUGCCCCUGCACCCCGGCGUCACCCACACAACGUGGCUUCUAACGACAGGUGUCGUGCGGGCCGGAAGCUCAGGUCCCGCCUGAGCCUACUCCCACUCCUUCCCCCCCCCGGGCAGUGCGCAGGCGCGCCGACUGGGCGGGGCGGGGCCUAGGGGCGCGCGGCGGUUAGGGAGCAGUGCGCAGGCGCGCGAGGCUCUGCCGGGCCUGCGCGGGGGUGACGUCAAGGCGCGCGACGCAGGACCUGGUGCCGGCGCCGGCGCCGCCUGAGGCGGCGAGGCCAGGGCUUCCGAAGGCCCGCGGGGCGGUGGACGGCCUGGCACCAUGUUCGGCUCCAGCCGGGGCGGCGUGCGCGGCGGGCAGGACCAGUUCAACUGGGAGGACGUGAAGACCGACAAACAGAGAGAGAACUACCUGGGCAACUCGCUGAUGGCCCCCGUGGGCCGCUGGCAGAAGGGCCGCGACCUCACCUGGUACGCCAAGGGCCGGGCGGACGGCGCGGGCCUGAGCCGGGAAGAGGAGCUGGCGGCCGUGCGGCAGGCGGAGCAGGAGGCGCUCAUGGCGGCGCUAGGCUACAAGAACGUGAGGAAGCAGCCCACCGGCCUGAGCAAGGAGGACUUCGUGGAGGUGUGUAAGCGGGAAGGAGGGGACCACGAGGAGAAGGGAGUGGACCGGCUGCUGGGCCUGGGGAGCUCCAGCGGCUCCGCAGGCCGAGUGGCCUUGUCCCGAGAAGACAAGGAGGCCGCCAAGCUGGGGCUGUCGGUGUUCACGCACCAUCGCGUGGAGAGCGGUCGGCCAGGCUCCUCCCCAGCCUCGGCCAGGAAGAAGCCUCGGUCGGAGGAGGAGAAGGCGGAGUCCGGCCCCGAGAGCCACAGGAAGAGCAGGAAAGAGAAGAAGAAGAAGAAGAAGAAAAAGCACAAGAAAGAGAAGAAGAAAGACAAGGCACACAGGAGCAGGGUGACCUCGCCGCUGCCCCCCGCUUCUGCGGGAUCCGGGCACCGCGGGCACGGCUCGGACUCGGACGGCGACUCCUGGCCCUGCUCCAAGAAGCGGCGCCCGCACCACAGUGACUGACACCGGCCCCCACGGCAGCUUCCGGAGGGGCGUCCGGGCGUCCCACCUGCAGGGCCUGCCCCGGGGGCGACGCACUGGCCUAGGAAGGCGCCGCACAGCCGCUUCUAUUUUCUUUCGCUCUUUGUACUUAAAUAAACUUAUUUUAAGGGGCAA
This is a messenger RNA of Mirounga angustirostris (Northern elephant seal), 2445 nucleotides long. It is a transcript of the gene CUNH1orf35, whose product is annotated as chromosome unknown C1orf35 homolog. The record is from RefSeq and is a predicted model, not a curated record. The transcript has 8 exons. Lineage: Eukaryota; Metazoa; Chordata; Mammalia; Carnivora; Phocidae. The coding region runs from base 1543 to 2292 and encodes 249 amino acids.